UCUUCUUUCACCUGUUCAGUCAUAGCGUCUGAAUUCCACUCUUCUUUGCCCUUGAUCCCGCAGAUACGUGACUGCGUUAUCUCAACUUCCUACCAACCGUCGACCUUCUGCAUACCAAUACCACAAUCUGUCUACUUUGGAGUCAACAUGGCAGUUCAAGACUUCGCAUCCGUUCUGAACGGAGUCAUGUGGGCUCAAGUAGUUAUCGCCAUCAUCUUUGUGGGAGCGCGCAUGUACACUCGACAUUACCUCAUCAACAACAUUGGAUGGGACGACAUAAUCAUGGGAGUGAACUUGGCCACACUCAUUGGUUACACAAUUUGUAUCUCUAUCGGUGUCUCUUACGGGAUUGGGAAGAAGUUUGCUGCUGUUCCCCUUGAAGACUACUCCAAAGCCAUCAUGUGGGAAGCUAUCGGCCAAGGUAUCUGCAUCAUGGGUAUCGCAGCAUCCAAAGGGUCCGUGGCACUGUUCUUGCUGCGAAUCGUUAAUUACCGUUGGCACAAGAUCGUUUUGUGGUUGUGCAUCGUCAGCACAACUACCCUUUGCGUAAUUACGACUAUAUUGCUAUUCGUGCAAUGCAAGCCUACAGCGUUCUUGUGGGACCGUUCGAUCGAAGGCGGAGUGUGUUGGUUGAACUUCACUGUUGUUGGGUUAACUAUGGGAUCAUGGUCUGCGGCGAUGGAUUUUGUUCUCGCCAUUCUCCCUUGGCACAUCAUCAUGGGGUUGAACAUGAAGCGCAAAGAGAAGCUCACGGUCGCAUUUGGUCUUUCAUUGGGCGCUUUCGCCGGAGUCUGCUCUGUCGUCCGCACAUACGAGCUCCAAACUCUAUCCUCACAAGCCGAAUACGUCUAUGACACAGUCCCCAUGCUCCUCUGGUCCUCAACGGAAGUGCUCGCCACAAUUGUAUGCGCCUGCAUUCCCGUUCUCCGCCCACUCUAUGUCAAAAUCAAAUACGGCUCCCGCGGCGAAUCGUCCAGCGGUCACUCCUAUCCCCUCAACUCAUACGGCAAGCCGGGAGACACCGGCGGCAUGGCCAGCGGCGGCUACAGCCACGACAAGAGCAAGAAUAAGAGCAAAGUAUACAUGGGCCCUGGCGGCAGCUUGCUGGAAGCGACAGUCAAGAUGGGCAGCGAAGAGAGCAUUUUGAGGGAGCAAAAACUUGCUUCGCCGCAUUCUCCUCAUCAUAUCUCGAGGGAUAUUGAAUCAAUGGGUGGUAUCAAACGCACGGAUGAAGUCGUCAUUGAGACGACGAGAAUUUGAGCGGUGGUCGCGGAGUAUCAUGACUGCAAUGAACUACUCAAACAUGAUGACGAAGAAGGAAUAACUCGAUCGGUUGGUCGGUCGAACGGAUAGGUGCCUCCAUCACUCGAUUACGCGGUUUCCGAGCUGCAUAUGCACAAAUAAAAUGAGGGUACUCGAGCAAGGAACAGAACCAGAGCGAAUACGAAAGAAAGGAAGAGAAGACGAUACCCAAACAACCCCUGCCUCGGGCGAAAACACCGCGCAGAACUACCCCACACAUCCACACCACUUGAAGUGGGGAAAACUGUCAAACUCUCUCCCACGGGUCCCGGUCCUGCAAGAUCUCAAUACAUUAAUCUCUUCAACUCACAGAUAUAUUAUGCAGCAACCCAUCCCCCCACCUAAAGUCGUAUCAUUCAUUUGUUAUAUCGCGCAUGAUACUCGGAUCACUGUCAUACCAUUAUACCCCCCCUUGUUACAUGCAAC
This is a messenger RNA of Periconia digitata, 1728 nucleotides long. The record is from the annotation of a GenBank genome assembly. Lineage: Eukaryota; Fungi; Ascomycota; Dothideomycetes; Pleosporales; Periconiaceae.